ACGUGCACUAAGCCAUUUUCUUGGAGGAGCCAGUGUUGUUGAUGGGAAGAGGAUGCAUUGCGGGCUGCUGGAGGAGCCUGAUAUGGAUUCCACAGAGAGUUGGAUUGAAAGAUGCCUCAAUGAGAGUGAGAGCAAGCGAUACUCCAGUCACACGUCUCUGGGGAACAUGUCCAACGAUGAACAUGAAGAAAAAGAAAACAACAGAGCCUCUAAACCACAUUCGACACCAGCUACUCUGGAAUGGCUAGAGGAGAAUUAUGAGAUUGCAGAAGGUGUGUGCAUCCCCCGAAGUGCUCUCUACAUGCAUUACCUAGACUUCAGUGAGAAGCACGACACACAGCCUGUGAACGCAGCCAGCUUUGGAAAGAUCAUAAGGCAACAGUUUCCAGCAUUAACUACCAGAAGACUGGGGACAAGAGGGCAGUCCAAGUACCACUACUACGGCAUAGCUGUGAAGGAGACCUCUCAGUAUUAUGACGUGAUGUACUCCAAAAAGGGAGCGGCGUGGGUGAACGAGACGGGGAAGAAAGAGGUCACGAAGCAGACAGUGGCGUAUUCACCACGCUCCAAACUGGGGACGCUCCUGCCAGAGUUUCCAAAUGUCAAAGACCUAAAUUUGCCCGCCAGCCUGCCAGAAGAGAGGGUGUCAACCUUCAUCAUGAUGUACAGAACGCACUGUCAGAGGAUACUGGACACUGUUAUUCGAGCCAACUUUGAUGAGGUCCAAAGCUUCCUGCUGCACUUCUGGCAGGGCAUGCCGCCCCACAUGCUCCCUGUCCUCGGCUCCCCAACGGUGGUGAACAUAGUCGGUGUUUGUGACUCCAUCCUCUACAAGGCCAUCUCUGGGGUGCUGAUGCCCACCGUCCUGCAAGCACUGCCUGAUAGUUUGACUCAGGUUAUUCGAAAAUUUGCCAAACAGCUCGACGAGUGGCUUAAAAUAGCACUUCACGACCUUCCUGAAAACCUCAGAAACAUCAAAUUUGAAUUGUCGAGGAGAUUUUCUCAGAUUCUGAAGCGGCAAACAUCAUUAAACCAUCUUUGUCAGGCGUCUCGGACUGUGAUAAACAGUGCCGACAUCACCUUUCAAAUGCUGGAGGACUGGAGGAAUGUGGACUUAAACAGCAUCACCAAGCAGACACUUUACACCAUGGAGGACUCACAAGAGGAGCACAGGCAGCUUAUUAUCCACUUGUAUCAAGAGUUUGACCGUCUUCUGGAGGAGCAGUCUCCGAUCGAGGCGUACAUCGAGUGGCUGGACUCGAUGGUGGACCGCUGUGUCGUCAAGGUGGCAGGGAAGAGGCCCGGGUGCCUGAAGAAGGUGGCCCAACAGUUCCUGCUGAUGUGGUCGUGUUUCGGUACCAGAGUCAUCCGGGAUAUGACCCUCCACAGCGCGCCCAGCUUUGGAUCCUUCCACCUGAUCCACCUCAUGUUUGAUGAUUAUGUGCUUUACCUGCUGGAGUCCCUGCACUGCCAGGAGAGGGCCAACGACCUCAUGAGGGCCAUGAAGGGCGAGGGCAGCACAGCAGAGAGAGAGGAGGAAUUCACGCUGACAGAAACCACUCCCACCUCCCCGUCCCCCGGUUCCUACUCUCCUGCCCGGUCAGUCCACUCCGUGGGCGUCUCGUCGGCCAGCUCCCCCACAGCUGCUGUGUCCCCAGAGUACACUGGAGUCACCACCACCACAGGCGCUGUUCAGUCAUAUACCUGGUCCCUUACAUACACAGUGACAACAGCAGGCGGCUCCGGUCCAGAGGCCGGACAGCAGCUGUCUUGUAUGAGGAGCAGCGCUCCAGUCCCGCCUCCAUCCUCCGCACACCGGAUGCCGGUCUACACCCACAGAGAGGAGCAUGGGUAUACUGGUAGUUACAACUAUGGCAGCUACGCCAACCAGCAUCCUCACUCGAUCCAGAGCCAGUACCCGAGUCUGGCCCAUGAGCCAGCGCUCCCAGCCCCCCUCCACUACUCUGCCUACCACCGCUCAUCUGCACAGUACCAGCUCAAUGGCCAGAUGUCUCGGAUGGAGCCUUGCUUGAUGGGCAGCACUCCUCGGUUGCACCCUGCACCUGUUGCCCCCCGGUGGCCAGAUGUGUCACCGGCUAACAGCUGUUACACCAGCCCACCUAUGCAUUCAUCCCGGUAUGCCACCUCCGGGGAUAUGUACUCUCCCCUGGGCCCACGCAGGAACUCAGAGUACGAACACUCACAGCAUUUUCCGGGCUUUGCCUACAUCAACGGAGAGGCCACCACAGGCUGGGCGAAAUAGCCUUUAAACACGGAUUUGGAAAGCCAUGUACAAGCUCCAGGCCUGCCAAACUGAUGGAUGCAAAGUCUCUGAACACUUCCAAUCAAGUACAUCAAAUAAGGAGGAGCAGAGAGAGGAGAGUACCAGUGCAAGGUAGUAAGAAUCAUUGUAUGGACGUACUGACAAUUUGAAAAAGACUCAUUACAUCAAUCAGUGCGAUGAUUGUGGUGUAAUUUGUUAAAAAGUUCUUCAACAAUUGAUGGAAGAAAAAAUAUUAAAUCAUGCAGAUUGUCGAAACUUGCAGCAAAAUCAUUUUAAGAGUGCAAUGCUGCUGCCAAGCUGUGCCUUUGUUUUUAGGAAUGUACACCUCUGCCAGUUUCCCUCGUCAGUCUCACAAGUCAGCGCACACAUCAUCCCACCAGCCGUCAGGUGGUAAUGUGAGUGUCUGAUGGAUCAGUGUGUUGUAAGCUGUUACUGGCACCAGUACAAUCUCAGUGACACCACCGUCUCCUCUUGUUGCUCAGCACUGUGCAGCAUUGUGUCGUGAGCUCGCUGCAGCAGAUGAAACUUUGUCUGCUGCAGGAUGAUGAUGAACUGUACUGCCUUAACGUUCUCCUGGGACACCAAUUACACACAGUGGCACAGAGCCAAAACAUCAUAAAUGACAGAUGUGAACACACACACACAAAAAACCUUGAUCAGUGUGUUAAGGUUUCUUCAUCUUGGAUAGUUUUUUUUAAUGAUUGAAUGCUGUGACUCAAAAACAACUGUGCGAGUGUAUUCUGUCGCAAGCUUUUCUGCUGUUUUCCUGUGACAAUAUAUAUAUAUAGUAUGUAUUUUCUGUAACUUUGUAACAUGGUGUAUCCUUUAUUUUCUAUGUUACAAUUGGUACUUUGUUCUCUGUUUUGUAUGGUUAGUAAAGGACGCAUUAACCUAGGGUUGUGUGUUUUAUAAUGCACUCAAAGCUACUGAGGACCUAUUACCCUAUGGGUAUUUAUAAAAAGGGAAAAUAUCAAAGUGUACAGUAACAUG
This is a messenger RNA of Toxotes jaculatrix (banded archerfish), 3274 nucleotides long. RefSeq names its product regulatory factor X, 4 (gene rfx4). NCBI's taxonomy places the organism in Eukaryota, Metazoa, Chordata, Actinopteri, Toxotidae. The record is from RefSeq and is a predicted model, not a curated record. Gene Ontology annotation, biological process: regulation of transcription by RNA polymerase II. Gene Ontology annotation, molecular function: DNA-binding transcription factor activity, RNA polymerase II-specific; RNA polymerase II cis-regulatory region sequence-specific DNA binding. The coding region runs from base 53 to 2263 and encodes 736 amino acids. The transcript has 18 exons.